Molecule: messenger RNA, 1482 nt
Organism: Torulaspora globosa
Lineage: Eukaryota; Fungi; Ascomycota; Saccharomycetes; Saccharomycetales; Saccharomycetaceae
Gene: FUM1
Product: fumarase FUM1
Exons: 1
Coding region: 1-1482 (493 amino acids)
Biological process (GO): malate metabolic process; fumarate metabolic process; tricarboxylic acid cycle
Cellular component (GO): mitochondrion; tricarboxylic acid cycle heteromeric enzyme complex
Molecular function (GO): fumarate hydratase activity
Source: RefSeq, a predicted model, not a curated record
AUGUUGAGAUCCAGCCUGUUGAAGACAUCGCCAAGAGCCAGCAGCUUCAGUUCAAGAAUGUCGUUUUCCAGUCGUUCGAUGGUUUCGCAAGAGUUCAGGGUCGAGACGGAUGCGUUUGGCGAGAUUAGAGUGCCAGCAGACAAGUACUGGGGGGCGCAGACACAGCGUUCUCUGGAGAAUUUCAAGAUUGGUGGUGCCCGUGAGCGGAUGCCCGAGCCGAUCAUUCGUGCUUUCGGCGUGUUGAAGAAAUCUGCAGCUGUGGUGAACGAAUCGCUGGGUACCCUGGACCCUGCGAUCGCAGGGCCAAUCAAGCAGGCUGCAGAUGAAGUCGCCCAGGGCAAGCUGACCAGUCACUUCCCUCUGGUUGUAUUUCAGACGGGCUCCGGGACGCAAUCGAACAUGAACGCGAAUGAGGUGAUCUCCAACAGGGCGAUUGAGCUGAUCGGUGGUGAGAUGGGCUCGAAGCAGAUCCAUCCCAACAACCACUGCAACCAGGCGCAGUCGUCGAAUGACACCUUCCCUUCCGUGAUGCACAUUGCAGCGGUCACCGAGAUUACCCACCACUUGCUGCCCGAGCUGGGCGCGUUGAGAGACGCCCUGGACGCCAAGGCCCAGGAGUUCAAGGACAUCGUCAAGAUCGGCAGAACCCAUCUGCAGGACGCGACGCCGCUCACUCUGGGUCAGGAGUUCAGCGGGUACGUCCAGCAACUGACCAACGGUAUCGACCGGGUGGAAAAGUCGUUGCACCAUUUGAAGUUCCUAGCGCAGGGCGGCACCGCGGUCGGCACCGGUUUGAACACCAAGGUCGGGUUUGCUGAGAUGAUCGCGGAACAGGUCUCCAAGGAGACCGGGAUCGAGUUCCAGACGGCUCCCAACAAGUUCGAGGCGCUAGCCGCACACGAUGCGAUUGUCGAGGCCAGCGGCGCCCUCAACACCGUCGCCUGCUCGCUGUUCAAGAUUGCGCAGGAUAUCAGAUACCUGGGCUCCGGUCCGCGCUGCGGCUACGGAGAGCUCUCCCUCCCAGAAAACGAGCCAGGCUCCUCUAUCAUGCCCGGUAAGGUCAACCCAACGCAAAACGAAGCCAUGACUCAGGUGUGUGUCCAGGUUAUGGGUAACAACUCCACAAUCACCUUUGCCGGUGCGUCGGGUCAGUUUGAACUGAACGUCUUCAAGCCCGUCAUGAUUUCCAACCUGUUGAGCUCUGUCAGAUUGCUAGCCGACGCCUCUUACUCGUUCAGAGUCCACUGUGUCGAAGGUAUCCAGGCCAACAGAGACAAGAUCUCUAAGCUACUGCAUGAAUCACUGAUGCUCGUAACCGCGUUGAACCCCAAGAUUGGCUACGACGCUGCCUCCAAGGUUGCCAAGAACGCUCAUAAGAAGGGAAUUACUCUGAAGGAGUCUGCUCUUGAACUAGGCGUUCUCUCCGAAGCGGAGUUUGACGAAUGGGUCGUCCCCGAGAAUAUGAUCGGUCCCAAACCUUGA